Molecule: messenger RNA, 1620 nt
Organism: Chenopodium quinoa (quinoa)
Lineage: Eukaryota; Viridiplantae; Streptophyta; Magnoliopsida; Caryophyllales; Amaranthaceae
Exons: 12
Coding region: 333-1562 (409 amino acids)
Source: RefSeq, a predicted model, not a curated record
AAAAAAAAAAAAAAAAAAAAAAACAGAAACUGAGUGAGUAUAAGUUAAACUAAGCUAAGAAGUGAAAUUAGUUUUCUAAAAAAACUUUGAAUUUAACAUACCCUUAAUGAGUAAUGACUCUAUUUAAUAAGUGUACGUAAGUAACUAAACGGACACGACGUUUUGUUAACAAACAAUCUACGUGGGCAAAAACAAAUAGAGACUGAAAGAGUAUUUUGUAAAUGUUAAGCGCUUGAUCAAAUUUGAAGUUUGAAAGGUGAGGGCAACCCCAAAGCGGCGGGAGCAUCUUAAGUUCGUAACUCAUUUCCCAGAAACAAUUUCAGCAACUGAUAAUGGAGGUCCAAACUAUUCGCAGUCGAAUUGAUGAAUUAUCCACUUUCCUCUCAAAUUCCGCUACCAAUUCCGUAGUUUCCUCUUCAGAUUUUGACACUGUUCUUCAAGAUUGCGUUCAAGCUCUAGAGACCAAUGUGAAAGAAAUUGUCUCAGAGCAUUCUGAUGUUGGGUUUUUCAAAGAUGAAGAUUUGGAUGCUUACAUGGAUUCUUUGAGAGAUGAUCUUAGGACGACAGAGGCUGAAAGUGCGUCUCUAUCCAAUGAAAUCGAGAGUCUUAAAAAAUUGCACACGGAAGGUACUUGUCAAUUGGAAAGUAAUAUUGAGUCAUUGCACCAUCUCUUGGAGCAUACUGGUUUGGAGGGACUGGGGCUAGCAGAAACAGCAGAACAUGAUGAUAAAAUCAAAUCUGGAGAGGGUCAACCUGAAGCAAAGGCACUUCAUGAAGACUACCUCAAGGUUUUGAAGUUGAAACAUCAAAUUGAGAUGAACAAUGCGACAUUGAAGUCCUUGGAGGAUCUUGACCUCAACUUGAAAAGGAUUGAGAUAAUUGAAAACAUCGAGGAGGCAUUAACUGGUUUGAAGGUGAUAGACCUUGAAGGAAAUAUAAUAAGGGUGUCACUGAAGACAUACAUUCCAGAUGUUGAAGGUGAGAUGUGUCGGCUGAAUUCUGAAGAUAAUUUCAAGCAGUGUGAAGUGAACCAUGAGUUACUAGUAGAGGUCAUUGACGGGACUAUGGAUCUUAAAAAUGUAGAGAUUUUUCCAAAUGAUGUUUACAUAGGGGAGAUUGCUGAAGCUGCAAACACCUUCAGCAAAUUAUUUACUGUGUUGUCAGUACCCCAGACAAGGUCUUCCUUGGGAUGGUUUUUGCAGAAAGUCCAAGACAGAAUCGUCAUUUGCACUUUAAGACGGUUUAUGGUGAAGAUUGCUAAUAAGUCCAGGCAUUCAUUUGAGUAUUUGGACAAGGACGAGUUAAUCGUUGCUCACAUGAAUGGUGGGAUAGACGCCUUUAUAAAGCCUUCUCAGGGUUGGCCACUAUCAAUUUCCCCACUUAAACUAAUCUCUUUCCGGAGUACUAAUCAGAAUGCAGAAGAUAUUUCUUUGAGUUUGUUUUCUAAAGUUGAGGAGGUGGCAAAUUCAUUUGAUUUAACUAUACGGAAAAGCAUAACAAGUUUUGUGGAUGGCAUUGAAGAGAUAAUUAUGGAGAAAAUACGCCUAGAACCUCACCUUUAAUAUACUAUCAUGAAUACCAUGGCCCUUGGAAUCCAGUCGUCCACCACUACGUUAAUGG